Messenger RNA from Stereum hirsutum FP-91666 SS1, 5605 nucleotides. RefSeq lists its product as uncharacterized. The record is from RefSeq and is a predicted model, not a curated record. Gene Ontology annotation, cellular component: endosome; trans-Golgi network. The coding region runs from base 120 to 5495 and encodes 1791 amino acids. Gene Ontology annotation, biological process: Golgi to endosome transport. Lineage: Eukaryota; Fungi; Basidiomycota; Agaricomycetes; Russulales; Stereaceae. The transcript has 29 exons.
AAGCUAGCGAGGUUUCUACUCUAAUAUCUGGAAUACUUGCUAGGCCAUUAUUGUUCUAGGUUUACUUAGCUUUGGUGCUCGGCUUAUGACCGUCCACCGACACCGCGGAUCCUCAUAAUAUGGCCACGGAAGACAGUAUCAAAAGGGGCUCUGCACGCAUCUCAGAGAGAGUCAGUGAUCGUGGAGCAUUGCUGCAGACCUACGCGUCCGACCCGAAGUACAAGAAGUACGCGCAGCAAGUGGAGAAAUGCCUCAGUUCGUUCGACAGUGUUCAUGAAUGGGCGGAUUUCAUAGCUUUCUUGAAGCAGUUACUGAAGACGCUGCAAGCGUACAUGCAGUUCAAGGAAAUCCCUCGGAAGAUCAUUGUCGCUAAACGACUCUCCCAAUGUCUUAACCCCGCAUUACCCAGCGGAGUCCAUUCGAGGGCCUUGGAUGUCUACUCACACAUUAUCUCGGUCGUCGGGUCUGAAGGCCUCAAGCGUGACCUACCAUUGUGGGCAUCUGGCCUGUUCCCCUUCUUUGAAUAUGCAGCUACAUCGGUGAAGCCCACGCUAUUGAACAUAUACGACAUGUAUUUCCUACCAUUACAAGCCGGUCUUAGGCCGGUGAUGAAGUCUUUUAUCUUGGCGCUGUUGCCUGGGCUAGAGGAAGAGACGGGCGAGUUCUUUGACAAGGUCCUCGGUCUCCUAGAUCGCUUGUCUGGGACAGUCUCUCCUUCGUUCUUCCUCCAAAAUAUAUGGCUCGUCAUGCUCACAAUGCCUUCCGCUCGAGGAACGUCACUGAACUUCCUGUCCCGUCGAUUGCCUCGCCUCAACGGUGAUGAGGACAUCACUUCCAUAGUUGGACGAGAUACUGGCCUCAUGAUCCGUGCUUUCGCUGCAGCUCUCGAAGACGACAAUCUUUUGGUUCGCCGCGGAGCACUUGAUCUUCUACUCCAAUCCCUUCGAAUCGAUAAUGCGGCCGUGCAGAAAGCCUCGCCUGAAGACCGCGCCAUUCUUAUGCGUGCAGCGACGAGUGUAGUUAUGCGACGAGACCUCUCGCUCAACCGUCGACUGUAUACCUGGCUGCUAGGAGCGGAUGAAAAUUCCGAGCAACAAGUGGCGUAUCUACGUGCUAAUGCACUCGAGCUGCUCCGGUCGACUCUCAGGGACGAGAUGUUCUCACCCUCUGCCGAAUAUUCCGAAUCACGACCGUUCAAGAUCUUUAUCUCUCUUCUAGAUAAAUGGGAAGUCGGCGGGCCUCUGACGGAGGUUCUGAUUUUCGACACGUUCAAGGCCCUCAAGAAGUGCAUCGAGUCAAGUGUAAAUAACGGAGAAGAUCUCGUGAUGACCGCUAGUACACUAUAUGAGGCCGUUGAACCGAGGAUAGUGUGGCGGAAGCUCUUUGAACCCUUGGUUUCAGAAGUUACCGGCGACGGCACUCAUCAUGAGGCUAUUGACCUUGUGAAGUUUAUCCUCACGAAAUUCCAUGUUCGUGAUGAAGAGAUCCAGACAGUCCACCUACCGAUUGUAUUCGCCGCAGUUAUGAACAUUGUCCAGUCUCAAAUGAUAGACCAAGGUUCCAAGUCUUCCCUGGCCUCGAUCUCGGAAGCACUCCAGCUCGAAGAGAUCAUCCUCCAGCAAAUUCCAGCACCGGCGCUCCUCGACCUACCCGAUACAGCGGACCCAAAAUUGACGUCGGGAAACCUUAGUCCUUACGGCUUAGCCUGCUCAUUUUAUGACGUGCCCACGUCGUUGCCCGACUCUGGGUCUCAUGGCUCGCCAUUCGUCACAGUAUUCUCCGACCUGGCGAAGUUCAGUGUCCACUGCGCACUAGCACUUUCCUCUCCAACACCGCACGUCUCGUACCUUCAUGGGUUGUUGCUGCAAUGUCUCGUCCUCCUAAACAAGCUUGUCGAAGGGUUGAGCGGCGAUGACCGAACGAAGAUCCAGGUCGAUUGGAGUCCGACAGUUUGGCUGUCUACGAUGCUAACGAUGCUCGACGAAAAGGGCAGGACGUUCACCCUCGUCAAUCGAAUCGUCACUCUAGUGAUUUCUCUCCAGGGGGCCCAUCAGAUCGAGCCGUGCGUGAGCGUCCAAGAUCGGUCUGUCGCAUUCAAGAUCGUCCAAACGCUCUUCUCGUACCUUCGACCUGAGUAUACUGUAUAUCACGUCCGAGCUAUGCAUCUGAUCUGGGACCUAGAACACGUUCUGAAGCGCCCGCAUAUCGAGUCCGUCAUCGCGCAGAGUUUGACCUCCCCCGAAUCUCGGAAUGUUCAGGAGCGUUACGAGGCGUUUGGAGUCUUCUGGAGGUUGACAGAGGACGAACAGCUUCCGGGCUUCCGAUUUAGGAUACCGAUGAUGAUGGUUCUCGACACUCUUAAGAACGACGACCCCAAUCUGCGGCGCAUUGGCGAGACUUGGAUGCGAUGUAGUCUGAAGUCCUACCUUCGAAUACUAGACCCUAUACUGUACGACCUCUUGGACCCAACCAUGCGGCGAGUACCAUCAGUGACCAAUCUCGAUGGAAAAGAGAUCCUUGAUUUCUCCUACGAACGGCCAUUUGAUCAGUCCUACGUCAACUAUCUACUGGAAACACUGCUUUCGGUUGUGCGCUUUGGCGGUCAAGGCUUCAGCAAGACAAUACGCUCCAACGAAAUACGCCGGUCUCCUCAUCCGGGCAUGCUCGAACGACUCGAAGCUUCCGGUAUUGCUCAGGUGGAUGCGACGUACCAGGAUGUCCUUGUGGACCUUUUGACAAGAUUUUUGCAGUCCGAAUGCAAACAUAAAAGGGUCGAGACCAUGAUACCCUUCAACAUCGUCAUCCAAUCAACUGCCAUUGAACUACUCCAGACUGUCAUCGCUCGCGGAGAUAUUGACUCUCUGGCACUCGAGGGGGUGGAGGCGGCUGUCAUCGGAAAGCUCUACCUCUGCGUGCACAAGGAACGUCUAGAGCUGCAAAACAAGCUUCUCCACCUUCUUCACUCCAUCAUCUCGACCACCACCACGUACGAUCCGCGUCAAAACUCCACAUCAAGACCUUCUAUCAGCGACGGUCUUCCAGAACGCCCUAUGUCUCGAGAUGGCUCACAAGAAUCAGGCGCACCUAAUUAUGCAAUAAACCCUUUACUCGUCCAGACGCUACUCGACGGGAUUGGCACACCCUCAAAUCGCUCUGUCCUGCAACAUUGGCUAGACUUCAUCAUGAUGACCAUCCCGUUAUUCCGGAACCACGUACAAACACUCCUUCCUUUCUUGAGCGAUUGCGUCGGUCGACAGUUGCAGCAUGGCCUAGCAGACAUUCGGAAGGCCUCUUCACAGUAUUUGCUGGAUCGUGACUUGCACGCAUCAACCACUGAUGCAGAGCUCGUGAUGCUGCUGAACGCUUUGGAACGUCUCAUCCUUCUGAGCUUGUCAUCGCCUUACACUGGUCCUGGAGAAGACGAUGGCAUUACCGCAGAGAAACCUAUUGGCGCGGAGAGCAGCGGCUUGUUUGGAAUUAUGAAUGUGUUCAGCAGUGAAGUUGUCCAGCAGCCUGCAGCGGAGGAACAGCUGACGGCACGCUCACCGGGAUAUCGUUCACUACACGAAGGUGUUCGGGUUCUCUUCAAUGUUUGGGCAUCGAUGGCAUGGUCGGAGCCGGAGACGUGGUCGGCGCGGGACGAAUCGUUGUCGUUGAUACACACCAAGACCCGUGCACGAUGUCGACGAGUGUUUGAGCACCUGUUUCGCGUCCAGUCUGCAGAAGUCCUCGAGCUCAUCAUCGAGUGUUGGAGUCGUGAGCAUUCAGAGUCUUCCCCUCAAGCUGCUGCUGCGUUCGAGCUGGUGGACACUCUUACCUCUAGCGCCCAGAAUGUAGUACAUAUGGUGUGCGAGAGCAUCUCUUGCCGCCUCCCCAGUCUCUCGGACAAGGGUCGACGUCAGGUCGUCAACCCAAAUAUUACCGACGGCACCUUAUUCUCUUUCAUGGAACAGUAUAUGAGACAACUGGAAGGCCCGCUGGUGAUCCAGGUCUGGGGUAGGUUCCUUCAACUGGCCAAAGAAGUCCUCAACAACACCAGGGAUUUCAAGGGACAGGUCUUCCCAGUCCUCAGGUGCAUCACAGUCCUUGCGGAUAAGAUGACGCAAACCACUGCCAUGGAGGAUCGUCGAAUACGGAAGGAUUUGCAGGACACGUACAGCAAACUACUUGAUCUCGUGGUAGUGUCUGUUGGUCGUGGUUCGGAAGCUAGUUCUUGGAUCCGUCGAGCGACGAAAGACAGCCUGGUCGUCAAUGGUCGGGACUCGCCCCUACCACGCGUAGUCUCGGAAGGCAGGCUGGACGAGAAGUUGGCGGCGAGCAACGCGUCUCUCCAAGACCUUCAGGCGUCAAAACAGUCUUCAUUAAAUGAUCAGGCCGAGCAGGUCACCCUCUUUGUCCUCCAGAACGUUCUUCCCAACUUGCGGCGGUUCCUCAUGGAUAAUGACAAGGUUACAGUCGCAUGCACGAACAUCGUAUACUACAUCGUCAAUCCCUCGCUGAAAGCCAAAUCAAGGCCUCUAGACAUGGAUGACAUCACAUUUGGCAUUCUUCGAGAGCUGAGCAGCAUUCCCCCAGCCUUGAAGGCAUGGCGAGCCAUCGUGGCGGAGAUCUUGAACGACAAUCGAUUCUUUAACAGCCUACCAGAGGCAGGAGAACAGUUCAGGCCUAUCACGAAGGCCUUUAUCGACGCGGACAAGACCGCCUUCCCUGAGCUUCUUGGCAAAGUAACCACCGCACCAUCGACAAAUAUCUUCACAAACCGAGAAUACGAGAAUCUCUUGCGAUCGUUGAAUCUUCGCCGCCUUUCCUAUGUCUUAGCUUGCGGCGAGAAAAACCAGUUCCUAACCUCACUCCCUACGAUCCAAGAGAAGCUUGUCGAAGUGUUGAAGAACGUCACUGCACCGGUGGUCCAAGCAGAAGUUUAUCUGUGCGUUCGAGUGCUGUUGUGCCGAUUGUCGCCACACAACUUGGUCAGCUUCUGGCCCGUGAUCUUGACCGAGAUGUACCGAUUAUUGGAUUCGGUGAUGUCCAACCUUCCUGCGGAUGGCUCGGAAGACCUUCCUCUCAUACUCUCUGCUUGUAAAUGUCUGGAUCUUCUGCUUGUCUUGCAGACGGAGGAAUUCCAAGUGCACCAAUGGAUUUUCAUCACCGACACCGUCGACGCUGUGUAUCGACCAGACGAUAUCCUGCCCGAAGCUAUCUUCGACCAACUGGCUGAGAUCGCAGGACGACUGCCCGUGUCGCAGAGCAACCAAUCACCAAGCGGAGCUUCACUCCGUUUCCCUCCAGUCGCCACCCCUUCAGCCCCAGACCAUCGGCCAAUGCGACGUCCGAUACUAAACGGCCUUCGACAGAUCGACUCAAUACGAGAUCUUGUGCCUUUCUUCUCGAGUGUUAGUAUUGCGAGCUAUGAGAGCGUGUAUGCGAGUGGAGGGAAUAUCGCGUGGGAUGAGGUCGAGCAGGGGAUCGCGAUGGAUAUGUUUGAAGGACGAUGAUCGUGAAGAUGGUUGACAUCUUUGUGUGUGUUUGUGGUCUCUGCGUGCAUGUUGACUUCAUCAUCGUUUUCCGUGCGGACUCUUUUCGACUCCCACUUAUACCGAUUUGG